GCCAUCCCAGCUCGAGCAGCACCUCCUCUCGAGGGCCCCGGCCGACCGCAGAGGGCGACGGCGCGCGCCGCCACCGCCUGCAGCAGCAUGGCCGCCGGAGACGCCCCCGCCGGGCACCCUCCGCCGCGCCCGACCACGCGGGCGGCCAAAGGCUCCGGCAAGGGCCCUCCGCCUCCGCCCCCGCCCAGGACCGCGCAGGCCCCUGGCAGGGGCGGCGGCGCGCGGGCGGCCUCGGGCCGCGGCGCGGGGGCGCCCGCCGCGGGCGCGCCGCUCCAGGAGCAUGCCCCCGCAGCGGCUGCGGCCGCCGGGGCCGCCGCCGCCGCGCAGGUGGCCAGCAGGGCUCCGGUGCAGGUGCGCGCCUGCCUGAUGGACGGCCGGGAGAUCCCGAUGUACUGCAGCCGGACUCGUUGGUGAAGAGCGCGCAGUCCGAGGUAGCGCGCGUCCUGGACAUCCGUGCGGCGCGCGUGAGGCUGGUGCUGGGCGCCACCAAGCUCGACAGCUUCGGCACGGUGGGGGAGUCCGGGGUGCGCGACGGUGCAAGCCUGAUGGUCGUCGUGCUCCCGCCCGUCUACGGCACUCUGGACCAGAUGGGCAUCAGCCCGCCUGAUAGCAUCCUCUCGCUGAAAGCCGACCUGCAUAGUGAGCUCGUCAUGGCCAGGGCAGGGUCAGCCUGA
Prorocentrum cordatum is the source of this 674-nucleotide messenger RNA. The record is from the annotation of a GenBank genome assembly. NCBI's taxonomy places the organism in Eukaryota, Dinophyceae, Prorocentrales, Prorocentraceae.